This is a messenger RNA of Populus trichocarpa (black cottonwood), 1823 nucleotides long. RefSeq names its product GDP-Man:Man(3)GlcNAc(2)-PP-Dol alpha-1,2-mannosyltransferase. Gene Ontology annotation, cellular component: endoplasmic reticulum membrane. The transcript is spliced from 7 exons. Gene Ontology annotation, biological process: protein N-linked glycosylation. The record is from RefSeq and is a predicted model, not a curated record. The coding region runs from base 157 to 1557 and encodes 466 amino acids. Lineage: Eukaryota; Viridiplantae; Streptophyta; Magnoliopsida; Malpighiales; Salicaceae. Gene Ontology annotation, molecular function: GDP-Man:Man(3)GlcNAc(2)-PP-Dol alpha-1,2-mannosyltransferase activity.
AUCUUGCUAAGAAAACAAGAAUUUCAAGGGAUAGGUUAAACAGCAGGCAGGCAGGCAGGCUAGGAGGGCGCGCGCACCUGACCGAACGAAAGAAUACGCAACAAAAGUAAAAGAAAACCUUCAUUGAUCUUCUAUUCAUCAAUACAUUAAUUGAUAAUGGAAAAUACACUUCUCCUUGUAAUUUUCUCCCUACUUACUUCUCUAUUAACCUUUAUCUUAACAAUCACGUCCCGCGAGAUAAUCAAUGGCAGAAGGACCCGACAGAGGGCUGUCGGUUUCUUCCAUCCAUACACAAACGAUGGUGGCGGUGGAGAAAGAGUGUUAUGGUGUGCCGUGAAAGCAAUUCAAGAAGAAAGUCCUGAUCUUGACUGUGUUAUUUACACAGGAGACCAUGAUUCCUCUUCAGAAAGCUUGAUGUCUCGUGCCCUUGAUCGAUUUGGUGUCCAAUUACUUACCCCUCCAAAGGUGGUGCAUUUGUAUAAAAGGAAGUGGAUCGAAGAAACUAGUUAUCCUCGGUUUACUAUGAUUGGUCAAAGCUUUGGAUCAGUUUACUUAAGUUGGGAGGCUUUGUGCAAGUUUACUCCUUUGUAUUAUUUUGAUACUAGCGGAUAUGCUUUCACAUACCCAGUUGCUAGAUUGUUUGGUUGCAAAGUUAUUUGUUACACGCAUUACCCUACGAUCAGUUUGGAUAUGAUUUCUCGUGUUCGUGAUCGGAGCUCCAUGUACAAUAACGAUGCUUCAAUUGCCAGGAGUGGUUGGCUAUCAUGGUGCAAGAUCAUCUACUAUACACUGUUUAGUUGGAUGUAUGGAUUUGUAGGCUCUUGUGCACACCUUGCAAUGGUGAACUCUUCAUGGACCCAGUCUCAUAUUGAAAAGCUUUGGAGAAUUCCAAGUCGUAUUAAGCGAGUGUAUCCUCCUUGUGACACAUCAGGGCUUCAGGUGCUUCCUUUGGAAAGACCGGCCACAACUCCGAUAUUUAUUUCUGUGGCUCAGUUUCGUCCUGAGAAGGCCCACCCUCUUCAACUCGAGGCCUUUUCAUUGGCCAUCAGGAGGUUAGAUGCAGACAUGCCGAGACCUAUACUCCAGUUUGUUGGUAGUUGCAGAAACAAAUUUGAUGAGGAUAGGCUGCAGAAGUUGCAGGACAAAGCAGUUGAACUGAAUGUAGAUGGGGAUGUACAAUUCUACAAGAAUGUGAUGUAUAGGGACUUGGUGAGACUUUUGGGAGGUGCAGUAGCAGGAAUGCAUUCUAUGGUAGAUGAACACUUCGGCAUUAGUGUUGUGGAGUAUAUGGCUGCAGGCGCCGUGCCAAUUGCUCAUAAUUCUGCUGGGCCAAAAAUGGACAUUGUUCUAGAAGAAGAUGGGCAGCAAACGGGAUUUCUUGCCCAGAAUGUAGAUGAGUAUGCAGAAGCCGUCCUCAAAGUUUUAAGGAUGCCAGAAACUGAGAGACUCAAGAUCGCUGCAGCUGCGAGGAAACGUGCAGGCAGAUUUUCUGAGCAAAGAUUUUAUGAAGAUUUAAAAGCUGCAAUUCAACCCAUAUUAAACCAUGUUUCCAGAUGAUGAUUAGCAACAUUUAUAGUAUAGAACAGAGGAGCAUUGGUGGUGUUAAAUUAACUCUAAUUUAUAGCCACAACCAUCCAUGCUUAACACUGGCCUUUUGCACUAACGGUGUCAAAUCUUGGGAUAGAAAAAUCUUUUGGUGCAUGGCAAGCUCACCGGAGGAGCAUUAAUCAUAUCAAAUGACCUGUUGUUCUUCAGUCCUGUAUAUCUGCUGUUCUCUACCAGAAACAUUAAUAAAUAGACAAAAUUGAAUACUGAUUUCCACA